Molecule: messenger RNA, 5041 nt
Organism: Oryctolagus cuniculus (rabbit)
Lineage: Eukaryota; Metazoa; Chordata; Mammalia; Lagomorpha; Leporidae
Product: protocadherin beta-3
Biological process (GO): homophilic cell-cell adhesion
Cellular component (GO): plasma membrane
Molecular function (GO): calcium ion binding
Source: RefSeq, a predicted model, not a curated record
CAUAGAGGGGGGGGGGUCUUCCAUCCACUGGUUCACUCCCCAAUUGGUGCAGUGGACAGAGCUGUGCCAAUCCAAAGCCAGGAGCUUUCUCCGGGUCUUUCCACAUGGCUGCAGUGGCUUAAGUGCUUGGGCCAUCUUCUACUGCUUUCCCAGGGCAGAGCAGAGAGCUGGAUUGGAAGUGGAGCAGCCGGGUCUCAAACUGGUGCCCAUAUGGGAUACUGGCACUGCAGGCAGCGGCUUUAUCCGCUAUGCACAGUGCCACUCCCCCCCCCCCACUUACUCUUGAGACACUGUAUUGGGCACGCUGUACUUCCUUCAUUGUCUUUAACAGCUAUGCGUUACUCCCCCAGGACCGUCUCUCUUCCUGGCAUGCUGCUUCUCAUCCUUCGUGUUCCAGACUAAAUGAUGCAUGUUUCUUAAACCAUGCCCUUAGCUUAGAUCUCCUUAUUGUAUGCUUUCAGUGCAUUCAUUAUAUAUUUCCAAUGUAGCACUAAUUGGAAUAUAUUUACAUAUGUACACUCCAUUCACUGUAAAGCAGUAUAAGAUGUAUAGCUAUUGCCUUGUUGCUAUUAAAUACCUAACUUCUACAGACACAAUAAUUACUUGUGGAAUAAAGUUGAUACAGAUGAAACUAGUAAUUGAAAAAUUGCUAUAAAAUAGAGAAAGCGCUGUAAAUGUUUUUGAGUCUCAAAAUGUGGAAGGAAGUAGGCAUUUGCAACCCCCUGGAUCUCCCCACUGACAUGAUGUAUUAUAAUUUUUAGGACCUAUCUUGAAGUUGUAUGUUCACAGUGUUUUACAAAAUUUGGAAAACAGAAUACGAAUAGGAUAGUCCGCAUGUUUUCUGAGCAACAGGUUUUUAAGUUUGUGUGGGACAAUCACAGCAUGAUGGGGUAGGGGAAGCAGCAGCGUAACGUGGGUACAACUCAGCAAAAGUCACGAAAAGGAGAACUAUACCAGAGACAGUCGCUUUUUUCAGAUAGAAUCGCAUUUAAUUUCCCUACUUAUUGGUUUACUUAACUCGUGUAACAAGAGAAACCCCACUAGUAGCUUCACCUGGGCUUGAUUCGUGGCCAUAAAUGAUCCAACAACCAAAACCAAAAAACAAACCUUUCUCCAAGGUUUUAAAACUGCAAGCAAACGCAUGGUGGCGCUGUUGGCUAAAAAGGCGAAGGAAACCGCUGGCGUGGUACAAAUUCUGUGACGCCACGGGUUCAGCGCGGCCAUCUGGGAGACGUGAACCUGGGAAGAUUUUUCAGCAAGCCGAACUGAGCCCCGGAAAAGAAUUAUUCGCUCGGCCACCUCUAAAGGUUGAGGGGUAAAAGGCUGCUUUCCGCCGCUUUGUCUGAGGCUCCGCUUGGCGACAUUCCCUGGGAGAACAUGGCAGCGAGUGCAGUGGAAGCGGGAGGCAAACGCUUUCGGAGACAAAGGCAAGUCCUGCUUCUCUUUGUUUCUAUGGCUGGGUCUCUGGCGGGGUCCGAGUCGAGACGCUAUUCUGUGGCCGAGGAAACAGACAGGGGCUUUCUGAUAGCAAAUGUAGCGCAGGAUCUGGGGCUGAGGGCGGAGGAGCUGGCCUCUAGGGGCGCGCAGGUUACGUCCCGGGGGAGCAGACAGCCUUUGCAGCUCCACCAGCGGACCGGUGACCUGCUCCUCAAUGAGAAGCUGGACCGGGAGGAGCUCUGCGGCCCCGCCGAGCCUUGUAUCCUGCAUUUCCAGAUACUGCUGCAAAACCCUUUGCAGUUCAUUACGAAUGAGCUCCAGGUGAUAGAUGUGAAUGACCAUUGUCCGGUGUUCUUUGAAAAUGAAAUGCAACUGAAGAUCCUGGAAAGCGCUCCGCCCGGGACGGUGAUUCCUUUGGGCAAUGCCGAGGACUUGGAUGUAGGCCCGAACGGUCUGCAGAACUACACGAUCGCUCCCAGUUCCCAUUUCCACGUCCUCACCCGCAGUCGCAGAGACGGAAGGAAGUUCCCAGAACUGGUGCUGGACAAAGCGCUGGACCGGGAGCAGCAGCCCGAGCUCAGCCUGACGCUCACAGCGCUGGACGGCGGCUCUCCGCCCAGGUCCGGGACCGCCCGCAUCCACAUCCUGGUAGUGGACGUAAACGACAACGCCCCCGAAUUUGCACAGUCGCUCUAUGAGGUUCAAAUUCCGGAGAGCAGCCCCAUCAACACUGUCGUGGUCACUGUCUCCGCUUCUGAUUCAGAUGCGGGAACUUUUGGGACAGUCUCAUAUGCAUUUUCUCAUGCUUCUGAAGAAAUUCUCAAAACGUUUAAGCUCAAUCCAAUCACUGGUGCUAUGCAGCUGGUCAAAAAUCUGAAUUUCGAGGCAGUGACGACAUACGAAGUCGACGUCGAGGCCAAGGACGGGGGAGGGCUUUCGGGAAAAUCCACCGUCCUCAUUCAGGUGGUGGACGUGAACGACAACGCCCCGGAACUGACCCUGUCCUCACUCACCAGCCCCAUCCCCGAGAACUCGGGGGAGACGGUAGUGGCCGUUUUCAGCGUUUCGGACCGAGAUUCUGGAGACAAUGGGAGAGUCGUGUGUUCCAUUCAGAACGACCUCCCGUUCGUCCUGAAACCCUCUGUUGAGAACUUCUACACCCUGGUAACCGAUGGAGCGCUGGACAGGGAGGCCAGGGCCGAGUACAACAUCACCAUCACCGUGUCCGACCUGGGCACGCCCAGGCUGACCACCCGGCACCACGUCGUGGUGCAGGUGUCCGACGUGAACGACAACGCCCCGGCCUUCAGCCAGGCCGCCUACACCCUGCUGGUGCGCGAGAACAACAGCCCCGGGCUGCUCAUCGGCUCCGUGAGCGCCAGCGACAGGGACGCGGGCGCCAACGCGCAGGUGACCUACUCGCUGCUGCCGCCGCCGCAGCAGCCCGACGUGGCGGCGCUCGUGUCGGUGCACGCGGACAGCGGGCAGCUGUACGCGCUGCGCGCGCUCGACUACGAGGCCCUGCGCGCCUUCGAGUUCGGCGUGCGCGCCGCCGACCGCGGCUCCCCGGCGCUGAGCAGCGAGGCGCGCGUGCGCGUGCAGCUGCUGGACGCCAACGACCACGCGCCGGCCGUGCUGUACCCGCCGGCCAACGGCUCGGCCGCCUGCCCCGAGCUGGUGCCGCGCGCGGCCGACGCGGGCUACCUGGUGACCAAGGUGGUGGCGGUGGACGGCGACGCGGGCCAGAACGCCUGGCUGUCGUUCGAGCUGCUCAAGGCCACGGAGCCCGGGCUGUUCGGCGUGUGGGCGCACAGCGGCGAGGUGCGCACGGCGCGGCCGCUGAGCGAGCGCGACGCGCCCAGGCAGCGGCUGCUGGUGCUGGUGCGCGACCACGGCGAGCCGCCGCUGUCGGCCAGCGUCACGCUGCACGUGCUGCUGGUGGACGGCUUCUCGCAGCCCUACCUGGCGCUGCCCGAGGCGGCGGCGGCGGCCGAGGCGGCGCGGCCCGACUCGCUCACGGUGCAGCUGGUGGUGGCGCUGGCGGCGGUGUCGUCGCUCUUGGUGCUGAGUGUGCUGGCGCUGGUGGCGGCGCGGCUGUGCGGCGCGGGCGGGGGCGCGGGCGGUGUUGGUGUGGGGGCGGGGUGUGCGGUUGGCGGCGGCGGCGCGGGUGCGGAGGGCCGCUUCCCGGGGCCGCUGCUGGACGUGAGCGGCGGCGGGACGCUGUCGCACAGCUACCAGUACGAGGUGCGCCUGACGGGCGACGCCGGGACCGGGGAGUUCAAGUUCCUGGAGCCCAUUAGUCCCAAUUAUCUGGCUCAAGGCACUUAGCAGGACUGUAACAAAACUCCAGUUUCAGUAAUACUUUUAUCAUUAACAAAAGAAUCAAAAAGUCUGACUAUGCAUGUUGCUUUUUAAAGUCAGUGAUUGUUCGUUGAUAUGUUUUUUAACUGUGUAGUUAAUCUAUGCAUACUCUUUUUAUCUCUUCCUAGCUUACCAAUGCAGUUUCAAUACCUUGUUUUCUUAAUUCAUAGGGAAGCAAAAAUAAAUUCAUUUUCUUUUAGUGGUGAUUUUAAAUAGGCUUGUUUCACUCAUCUCAACUUCUUAUCUCAAAGUGUUAUAGAAAGUAUUCCAAACCACAAAUUUUAGAGUUUACGUUUUUGGAUAUAUUUAUAUAAUGUGCUUUAUAAUAAUUCUGAGGUUGUUCUGCCCACAGUUAAUGAAGUGUGAGGAUAGAUAAGAAUGUGUUUUCUUUAAGGCAGAGUAAUAUACCACCUUUCUAGAUUACAGUACUUAUUUGAAUGUAAUACAUUUCAUUUUAUGUACUGACGUUUGUAAUAAUAUUUUAAUAUUGCACGUUUGUACUGGCUGAAAAUGGGCAAAAAAAUGUAUUCUACUAUAACAAAUUAGUCUUAGGUUUGCCUGAAGUACAUUCGCCUUGACUGACGGGAGAAAACCAGGCCAUUGGGCUUUUCUUAUUGGCAUGAAAACAUUGUGUAGUAAGGCAUCUGGUUGCAUGCAAAUCUGGUUUUCAUAAUUUUGAGAUGCAAAUUGCUAUCAACCGGAGGCCAUUUUUUUCCAAGAAAUUACAUAAAUAUAUGAUCUCUGAAAGCCUGUUGGUAAAAUUAGUGCCCACUCAGCACUACUUUUGUCAGUCUCUACUUGCUAUUUAUGUGGUGUUUUAGGGAGAAAAUAUUUUCUUUGCUUCUUUUCUUGGUUCCCUCCUUUCGAUUUCAAGCUGACAUGACUUCGGAUUAUAUAUGAUCCUUCUGGGAUAAAAACUGUCCAUCCACAUCAGCAUUCUAUCUCCUACAUUGUAAUUAAAAGGAGAUAGAGGCUGGCUCUGUGGCAUAGUGGGUAAUAAAGUCAACCUGGCAGCCCAUAUGCAUGCAGGUUUCAGUCCCGGCUGCUCCACUUCCCAUCCAACUCCCUGCUAAUGUGCCUGGAAAAGAAUAGGAGGAUGAGGAUGACCCAAAUGCCUGGACCCCUAUACCCAUGUGGGAAACCCAGGAAAAGCUCCUGGCCUCGGACCAGCCCAACUCCAGCCGUUGAGGCCAUUUGGGGAAUGAAUGCCUUUCAAAUAAAUAAGAUCUUAAAAAAAAAAAAA